This is a messenger RNA of Dissoconium aciculare CBS 342.82, 1536 nucleotides long. RefSeq lists its product as uncharacterized. Lineage: Eukaryota; Fungi; Ascomycota; Dothideomycetes; Mycosphaerellales; Dissoconiaceae. Bases 1 to 1536 code for a protein of 511 amino acids. The record is from RefSeq and is a predicted model, not a curated record. The transcript has 2 exons. Gene Ontology annotation, cellular component: nucleus.
AUGGCAGCCGAACCUGCGUUCACGCCGGUUGUCGCAUCGAGGACACUCACUUCGAAGCCUGUAAAUGCCGCGACGCCCCGUUAUAGUCAAGAUGUGGCUCAAUACGUUCAGAAGGCCUUUUUCGAUUUUCACAAGUUGAAAAACCAACCAGCGUAUGCGCACAUCACCGACGCUGACAUCCGCGCGAAGCUGGCGGAAAUAAUCAACCGCGCCACUGCAGAUGGCACAAUAAACAGAGAUUGGCAGCAGACCCCGUUACCGCAUCAGCUCAUCGUGGAGGAGCGCCAUAAGGCCGCGCUAUACGUGACACAGAACAAUAUGCUAACUAACCUCAACCUUGAUCACUCCGGAUCGCCCGAUGUGGCAAGUAAGAAGCGAAAGAGCCUUGAUACGGAAUCUGCUGGAUCAGAUAGCUCGACGAGUCCUCCUCCGUGGAAGAAAUCCAACAACACAAAGCAGAGUCUUGCCGACCGGAUAACUGGGACGAGUAAGACGCUAGACAAAAAGCGCAAAGACAAAGAGCCCUUUCGAGGCAAUAGUCUUGAUACGAGUGAAGAUGCUCUUGCGAGACGUAGACAGCGAUUUGGAUACAUUUCUCCCGAACUGUCAUCCUCGCCUACCGUACAUAAUAGUUCCAGCCUGCUCGAGGCCAGUGCCGGACCCAUUGUCGGCACUUGUCAGAAUCUAGAAAAGAACUACUUCCGUCUGACCGCACCUCCGAACCCCAACACCGUUCGACCUUUGCCAGUCCUGGAGAUGGCCCUCGAUCUCAUCAGCACGAAGUGGAAACAGCAGCAUGACUAUUCGUAUUUCUGUGAUCAAAUGAAAUCGAUGCGGCAAGAUCUGACUGUGCAACGUAUCAAAAACGAAUUCACAAUCAAAGUCUACGAGUUGCACGCUCGAAUCGCCUUAGAGAAGCGGGACCUGGGUGAGUACAAUCAGUGUCAGACGCAGUUGCGCGCCCUGUAUAAGAUGAAUCUUGGACCCAACGGGGGAAGCGGAGGACACAAGGAUGAGUUCACAGCGUACCGAAUUUUAUACAUGAUUUACACAUGCAACAGGACCGACAUGAACAACAUGUUGGCCGAUCUAACAACAGCAGACAAAAAAGGCCCAUUUGUACAGCACGCACUUCGGGUGCGAGCAGCACUGGCUAGUGGCAAUUACCACAAGUUUUUCAACCUCUACGCUGAAUCGCAGGAUCAACGAUGGAACAUGGUUCCAUAUCUCAUGGAUAUGUUUGUCGAACGCGAACGAGUCGCCGCAAUGGCGGCUGUGUGCAAGACGUACAAACCUGAGAUCACGUUCAAUGAUGUCGUCAACACGCUUGCUUUUGAUUGCGACAAUGGUGAAACCUUUUUCACUGAAGAGGUAAUUCGUCGCUGUCAUGAAUUCAUGGUCAAGCAUGGGGUCCAGCACUUAGUGGUCCAGAAAGACGACAAACCCACUGCAUUUCUCACAGGCAAAGCCGGGAACAUCUUUGAGGAUGCGAAGCGGAAGGCUUUUGGCAAAGUGGAUAUCAAAGGCCAAAUUUGA